AUGGCAGAGCUGGUGUUUGAACAAGACAUUGCUGGCGUCAAGACCUCUUAUCUUGGUGACUGUGAAGGGCUGGUGACCGAAAGCUUUGUGGACGAACCCAACGGGCUGGUCUCCGUCAACUUGCUGGUCAUCUCUUCGGUGGCCGCCUUCGUCAUCGGAGCGGUGAUCUCGGGCUUCAGCGUGUGCUGGUUCAUCGGGCAUCGAGACCGCAAGGAACUGGCCCGCCGCAAAGACAAGGAGAACAUCCUCGCGCACGGCGAAUCCGUCGUCAGCGUCAGCAGGCUGGGGGACCGGCGCUCCCGGGGACCCGGCGGGCAGCCGGAGAACUUGCUGGCUCCCCUCAUGCAGAACGGGUGGCCCAAGGGACUGAUUAAGGUGGGCCAGCAUGACCUGGAUUCGGGGGUACUCCCCACCCCAGAACAAACCCCCUUGCAGCAGAAACGGUGUCCCAAACCAUGCAGCUGGGAAUACAGCCACAAUCUCAUUAACGCCUCCCUGCGAGGGGGAGACCCACCCUCCUCGGUCAUCCUUCUCCACGCGGGACACACCCCGGUGCCGUCUCACCUGAGCUCCGGGCGGGUCAUCCCCAUUUCCUGCCAGUCCGUGUUGAUGGACCAAGAGCUGGACGACGAAGGAGCCGACCUCUCGCUGGACAUGCGCUACCUCCCGGUUAGCGGUGGCGAGGGGCCGAGGGGCAUCCAGCCGCAGCAAGGCCCGCCGGCACACCGACCCUGCGGGACUCGGAGCUCCUAUGGCAGCGAGCUGCCCAUCACGCCACACGACAGCCCAGACCGGCGGCGGGUCGUCUCUGCUCCAAGUGGGGACACGGGGAGUCAGUGGAACCCCGAGAAGCUGAACUUCAAUAGUAACAACACAGCCAGCAAGGGGAGCACUCACCUGAAGCGCACGCACACGUUCAACAGCGGGGAAGGUCAGACAGCUUACGCCCGGGCCCAGCGGACCCCGACGCUGGGCCCUCAGCACACCCUGACAGACUUCAGCCAUCUCUUGAAAUACAGUGGCGCGGAGCGGACUCCUUCCUCUGUCAAAUAGGGCUGGUCAGGGGUGCGUGGCUUGGCUUGGCAACCUUCUUCCUCGCAAAGGGGUGGGGUUUCGCUGCAGAGAGGAGGAGGAGGAGGAGGAGGAAGAGCAAAGCAGGAAAACGACAGUGAGAGACGCUUGAUUCCCCCUUAGGUGGAAUGGAGGGGCUGGCACGCCCCCUUCCCAGGCGUACAGAUGGUCCCAGGAAGGAUCUGUUGGAGGCACAACAGGAGGACCUCUUCUUCGUGUGUGUGUGUGUGUGUUGGGGUUCUCUUCAUCCUGGCUCUUCCUCAUUGGAUUCUUCCUUGCCUUUGCGAAACUCCUCCUCCUCCCUGAGGGGGUGGGCAGGCAGGGGCAGACCCGGGCACUGCCCCACCCGUGCGUGGGCAAAGGUACUCUUAGUAGGAUGGGACAGGAAGGAACAGCGAUCGUGAAAUGAAUGGCAACCCGUAUCCGCUGCUAAGGAAAGAUUGGGAAGGCUGCACAAAGCAUUUGGGGGGGCCCUCCCAGUUGCUUUUCUCCUCCCCCCCCUUUUUUUUUUGCUCUGGAAGGGUGGGGUGCUCUGGAUUCUGUUCCAGACUCUGGAAGAGAUUUCCAAAAAUUAUAAUUGUCAAUUUCCUUUUUCCUCCUCCUGUUUUUUGUGCGGUUCCAGCGGGUCCCACGCACGCCGACAUGCACAGAUGUGAACGCACAUCCUAUGCUCCAGCAGGGCUGCUGUUCCUUUCUAGGAACGAGAACUUUCUUGGGGGAAGAGACCCCGACUCCCCUUCUCACUGGUGCUACAACUGGGUCCCACCACUGCAAAGGUUGUAUUCUUUUCACACCAGCUUCGAGGACAGGAUUCCUGGGUGUUACACAGGUGGUUAAAAGGUGGAUCGUGACAGUGGGGGGAAGUGGAAAUUAAGCCCAGCUUUCUUGGCACUCUGCCUGGGCUUCUAAGGAGCCUCACCUUUCAGCGGUCCCAGUUUGGCCCCCCUUGACAGGGUCUCCAGCUUUUUAAAAUGCCGUUUCUUACCAAAACACUCUGGCUUUGCACAGCAUGCUAAAACUGCCACUUCCUGAACUGCCCUUUAUAGAACAAAAUCCUGAGUUUGCGCCACAGACAGAAAGUAAACUGGCCAAUCCCAUUUUAACUUAGUGCGUUAUACGAACCCAGCCUUAAAAGAGGAGCAGGAGGGUGGCCUGGCCAGCUUGGUCGGGUUGGUACAAGCUCUUUGUUAAAAGAGUUUUGUCCAAUUUCAUAGCGGGGCAGAGGAAGUGAGUUUGGAAAGCCAGCCUGAAGAGGCUGACUCCAAUUUGGGUUUCCAGAGGACUGUGACAUGUUGGCGAGCCCUUGCUGCCAAACCCUGCUACAGAUACAGGACUGGGGUUUCAUCGGGCAUCUGAACAGGAACCAGAAGUGUAGGUCCCUUGUCCUGCCUCUGCACUCCAUGGAAGCUCCAUGGAACCAUAGCCAGAACUGGUCUUCCAUGGAGCGCCUUGGGCAGACAAAAUGGUUUUCGAUCGAGUUCUUCCAUCUGCCUUCUUCGAUUAAAAAAAGGAGAACGUUGGCAGCUGUACACAUGGGCUAGAAGACGUGAUGGGCAGAACCAAGGCAGAAAGUAAAAUAUCUUCUCUUGACGCUCACAGUUGUUUCCAUCCUGCCCAGGACAGCAGACUGUGCCCUCCUCCCCCCAGGGAAGGCCACUUGAGGUCAUUCAUACAACACGCUUAAUCAUUCAUGGGGUUUAUUACACGGUGCAUCUGAUCCUCCAACAGGGCAGGCUUCCAAAGCACAGCAAGCCACAGCAGAUUAACCAAGAUUAAUGCUAACCAAGCUUAGCAUGUUGUGUGAAUGUGGAUGUGUGGUCUUCAGUUGAUCUGGUUGGACAAGGAGGGCAA
This is a messenger RNA of Python bivittatus (Burmese python), 2922 nucleotides long. Lineage: Eukaryota; Metazoa; Chordata; Lepidosauria; Squamata; Pythonidae. The record is from RefSeq and is a predicted model, not a curated record.